AACAUUGUGUGAAGUGAAGAAGAGAUCAGAAGGGAGAGAGAGAGGUUGGGGGGUGGGAGGAAGAUGGAGAAAAGUGAGAAGCAAUCGGAAAAGAUUUGCAAGCGGUGCAAACAAAGCUAUAAUACGGCCUCUAAUACUUCAACAUCUUGCCGUUUCCACACUUCCUUCUUCGUUUGUCGCCGUCACGACGACCAAAAGAGGUACUACGAAUUGGGCCCAGAUGAUCCGCCCUAUGCUGCUAAAUUCUAUGACUGUUGUGGGGCUGAAGACCCUGAAGCUUCUGGCUGCACUACCAAUUUUCAUGUCUCUUAUGACGAAGACUGAUGUAAUAUCUCACAUCUAUCACAUAGUAUUGGACAAUCCACUAUCAUACUAGCCUCUUUUUCACCAUUGUAUAUGAUUUCCAAAUUCUUCAUCUAUACUUUGUUAUUCACAGCCUGAAAGUUUGAUGAUCA
Abrus precatorius (Indian licorice) is the source of this 455-nucleotide messenger RNA. RefSeq lists its product as uncharacterized. Lineage: Eukaryota; Viridiplantae; Streptophyta; Magnoliopsida; Fabales; Fabaceae. The coding region runs from base 64 to 324 and encodes 86 amino acids. The transcript has 2 exons. The record is from RefSeq and is a predicted model, not a curated record.